Molecule: messenger RNA, 1177 nt
Organism: Bradysia coprophila
Lineage: Eukaryota; Metazoa; Arthropoda; Insecta; Diptera; Sciaridae
Product: 1,5-anhydro-D-fructose reductase-like
Molecular function (GO): oxidoreductase activity
Source: RefSeq, a predicted model, not a curated record
ACACUACACAUUCAAUCUAGCAUGCUACACAACAUAAAGGCGUUCGAAGUAAAUAUCAUUUUGUCUGAACCCGUGGCUUUGGCGCUAGAGCUCUCGACUCAUAAUCGAGAGGUCCCGUGUUCAAAUCUGCGGCUGGGCAAGAUGAUUUUUCCUUCAUUAGCUUUCUAUGUAACGUAACACUUACUCAUAGAUAUUCUAAUGUGUCCGUUGCCACUUCGCAACGUUAAAAAUAUCGAACUUUCUGUUAAAGAUGCAAUUGAUGCUGGAUAUCGUCACAUAGACUCAGCGUAUUCAUACGGUAAUGAAAAAGAAGUUGGCAAUGGGGUACGUGCAAAAAUUGAUGAAGGAGUGAUCGAGCGGGAAGAUAUGUUCAUCACGACGAAGUUAUGGAACACAUUUCACGACCCAGCCGACGUUCCACUCGCCUUUCAGAAAUCGUUCGAUAAUUUGAAUCUGACUUACAUCGAUCUCUAUCUACUGCAUUGGCCGAUGGCUUAUGGGAAAAUCAACAAAGACCGUUCGAACACACCACCAACAGAUAUUGAGGAUGUGGUCAUUCGUCCAUUUUUUGAUAAUGGAACGUAUGCUGCAGCUGAAAUCGACUAUUUGGAUACGUGGCGUGCCAUGGAAAAGCUAAUGGAAAGCGGUAAAAUCCGCAGCAUUGGUAUAUCGAACUUCAACAGUCAACAGAUCGACCGUUUAUUGUCUGUGGCAACGAUAAAGCCAGUUGUGAAUCAAGUGGAAUGCCAUCCAAAUUUCAAUCAGCAUAAAUUGAUUAAAUUUUGUGCUGCACGUAAUAUCACAGUAACAGCGUAUUCACCGCUGGGUCAACCGAAUAACAGUGAUGCAGUUAGUUUAGCAAUUAAUGAUCCGAAAAUAGCCGAGAUUGCAGCAGCGCACAACAAAUUGCCGAAUCAAGUUGUCCUUCGGUAUACGUAUCAAAAUGGAGCCGUCGUUAUUCCGAAAUCGACGCAUAAGGACCGAAUCAGGAGUAACAUUGACAUUUUCGAUUUUGAAUUGAGCCAAGUGGAAAUGGAAUUUAUUGACGGCCUAAACACCAACAGUCGGUUAGUGGCCUUCAACCAUACCAUUCGUGACGAAAACUACCCAUUUGGCAUUGAAUUUUAAUUUCUUUGUAAUGAAAAUUGUUGAAAUACACACCGAGUCUUAAAGAAAU